CCUAACACCAAAACCAACAAAGUGUUCGCAAUGAGUCCAAAUUAGUACGCUUUCAAAUCACAGGAACACACAACCCACACCGAACGUACAUCUAGUCCUCCCUCUUCAUUAUUUAUCUUCCUCUUUCUCAUUUACACCCAGCAAAUCUCUCUCUCUCUCUCUCUCUCUCUCUCUUCUUCUUCUCUUGUUCCCCUAGCUUAUCCAUUUUUCUCCGCAGCCUCAUUUCGAUCUUGUGCUUCUUCUCCCAUAUAUCUUCUUCUUCUUCUUUAGGGGUCAAUCAUCACAGCCAUGGUUUCUGCAGAUGCUGCUCGGACUGUGGUCGGUAUCAUAGGAAACCUCAUUGCAUUCUUCCUGUUCUUGUCACCAGUUCCAACUUUUGUUCAAAUAUGGAAGAAAGGGUCAGUGGAGCAAUACUCACCAGUCCCAUACCUUGCGACCCUGAUCAACUGCAUGGUGUGGACCUUAUAUGGGUUACCGAUUGUGCACCCCGAUAGCACUCUGGUCUGGACCAUAAACGGGUUGGGUACGAUCAUUGAGGUCGUCUACAUAAUCCUCUUCCUCAUUUUUUCCGACAAGAAAAAGAGGCUCAUAGUGGUUCUGGUUGUUGCUGUGGAGAUCAUUUUCAUCGGUGUUCUUACUCUUCUGGUUCUCACUUUGGCUCACACACAUACCAAGAGGUCCUUGAUUGUAGGCAUCAUAUCCAUUGCCUUCAACAUCAUGAUGUAUGCUGCUCCAAUGACUGUCAUGAAAAUGGUGAUCACAACAAAAAGUGUGGAGUACAUGCCCUUUUUCCUCUCGUUUACUUCGUUUGCGAAUGGCCUUGCUUGGACUGCAUAUGCUCUCAUCCGUUUUGACCCCUUCAUCACAAUUCCUAAUGGACUGGGCACCUUUUUUGGAUUAGCUCAGCUGAUUCUGUAUGCCACGUACUACAAGUCGACACAGCGACUGAUAGCAGAAAGGAAAGGCAGGGAGGUGAACUUGUCGGAGGUAACCAUAGACGAUAACGCCAAAAAGAUUGCCGGCCGCACUACUCAGUAUGGAGACGCAUAACUUGACGAACUCCAGCGUCCAAUGCAGUGGACAUGCCGAGAAAACAAUGGAAGUUAUAAGUUAAGAGUCUUUUCUUUUUACCUUUUUUAUUUUCUCCCUUGCAUGCCUCAGCCGGAGGACAAUGAAUGCAUGCGCAUCGCAUUUGGUUUUUGUGUUGUGGAUCAUAUCUUGGCAUAAGCGAUACACAUCUAUAGUAUACGUGUAUUAUUGUUAUC
Messenger RNA from Argentina anserina (silverweed cinquefoil), 1265 nucleotides. Its product is annotated as bidirectional sugar transporter SWEET4-like. NCBI's taxonomy places the organism in Eukaryota, Viridiplantae, Streptophyta, Magnoliopsida, Rosales, Rosaceae. Gene Ontology annotation, biological process: carbohydrate transport. The transcript is spliced from 5 exons. Bases 289 to 1050 code for a protein of 253 amino acids. Gene Ontology annotation, molecular function: sugar transmembrane transporter activity. The record is from RefSeq and is a predicted model, not a curated record. Gene Ontology annotation, cellular component: membrane.